AUGUCAACGAAUCGUAAUAACGAAGAGCAAAAUGAUAAUAGAGUAUGCAGCUGGCAAAACUUGGCAUUGUCUGCUGAAUUAGCAUCUAAUCAACAACAACCAGCAUGUGAACAAGGACAGAAUCGAUCUCAACUUGAACAAAGAGAACAAUUACAAUCUAUACAACGGCAAGAUCAAUUACAGUUGGUACAACGAUCACUACCACAUUUGCAAUCUAGACAAGGAGAGCCACAACAGCAACAAGAAAAACACAAACAACAGAAGAAAAAAUGCCGAGGUGAUCGUAAACGUCAACGAUACAGAGCAAAACUUCGUAAGCGAGGUUUAAAUGAUGAAGAAAUCGCAAAUUUAGAACAUAAUUAUAGCAAUAUUAAUCAUGGUCAAGAGAUACAACUAUCUACUAUUCCUGAUGUAGACAUUGAACUUCUUGUACCUACAGAUAAACAGAAGGAUAUGCCUGAAAACGAAAAUGUUCAACAAACAAAAUCUGUUAAACGUAAACGUGAAACAAGACCAGUUGGCAUUACAACAUCACUGAGUCAAAUGUCAAUAUCAAAUCUUUCAAAAAAACGACCGCGUUCCACAUCUAUGCGUCGUAUUACAGAAGAGAAAAGUGUUGAAGAAACACAAUCCAACAAUAAACCCAAAUAUCUAAAAGUACCCGAUCAAGUAUUCAAAGAUAUGCUAUCAAAAUCAUUGACAGAUGGAAACUCUAUUGUUGAAGCACUAGAUACACCUGAAAAAUUAGAAUUCGUUCAACACGACUUUUGGCAACAUUAUCAUACAGUAUGUAUUUCUGAAGUCAUUUGGUCUUCACCUUUGACGAAAGAUAUUGCUAAAGAAAAUAAUUUAUGUCGAUUCAAAUUUAAAACAAAGAUUCAACUUGAAAAACACACAAAAAUUAUUGGUACUCGACUUCAGGAAGCGGAAAACAACUUAAAUAGCCACCAACAACAACCAAUCAAUAGUUCAUUUGAUAUGAAUAAAUUAUCAACCAUCAUUACUGCUUUUGUUCGUCAAGGUCAACAUAAAUUGUCCGCCGAAUAUGAACGAAAGAAAUUGAUAUUACAAUGUGAUGCUAAUGAUCAUCGGUUAAUUAAAGCAUUUUACAAUUUGAACCCAACUGAAAAUCAGAUUCGUUCAGCCAAAAUUAUCUGGCAGGCUACAAAAGAUAAAUUGCAAGUUGAAGAGCAAGUGGCCGUUCUUAAACAACGUAUCUAUACCAAACGAUUACCUGCAUCGUUUGCUAUUCUUGAUCAUUCAAUAGAUAAUAUGGAAAAUAUGUUGAAACAACCAGCACUCAAUCAAGAUAAACGUGCCACAUUAUCAUUUCGUCGACUUAAAACAAUUGCUCAAUUCAAAUACGAUAUGAUGGUACUGGCUAUUACAACCACUGAAGAGACAGUUCGAUGUCAUGCGAGUAUCAUUGCCGAUGAAAAAAAGAAAUUAAUUGAUACCACUGGAGGACAAGUACCUAUUCCUAAAUCACUCGUCCAACUAAUGAGUGCUAUUGCAGCACGUCAAAGUAAUAUGGGUCCUAAAUAUGUGCCACCAUGUCAAAGUCGCUUUUCGGGUCCAACCGUUGAUAAAUUUGUUACACGGGAAUAUGAUAAUAUUGUUCAAUGUUUUGAAAAUGGCCUUAAAAAAAAUUGUAUUUCAUAUUCCGAUCCACAAGCGAAAGACUUCUUUAUUGCUGUAGAAAAUCUUAUUCGCCGUUUCUACACAACUCCUUUACCUCCGAAAUUAUUCGCUCGUGCUCAAUAUGAACAUCGAAUGAUCAAAAGUAUCCAACGUCAACUCAAAAAGUCCAAUGUGGUUCUACGAAUAACGGACAAAAGUAAAGUAUUUCAUUUAGGUUGUGUUUAUGAUUAUCAUCAAAAAGCACUACAAUACAUGCAUGAAACCAAUGCCUAUAGAGAAAUAACAAGUGGUAUUAAUCCAUGUCAGAAUCAUGUACAAACAGUCCUAGCAUUAAUCGAUCCGAUGUUGAAAAAAAGAGAGAUUAAUCUUGAAAUAUGGAAACAAUAUAUGCGACCAAAUGUAACCACAACUGAAUUAGCUCAUCUAUACUUUAUACCAAAGCCACACAAAAUUGGUACACCAUUGAGACCGAUUGUGUCGUCAAUAAAAGCAGCAGCAACUGGUGUUUCACACUUCUUAGAUAUUUUACUUCGUCCCAUGUUUAACCGAGUAGCAAAGGAAACUAUAUUUCUGAAUGGAAUUGACUUUGUUCGACAAAUGGAAACUUAUCGAAAUAGUGGUCGACUCUUGCCAACAACACUGUUGGUUACUUUCGAUGUGACUAAUCUCUAUACUAUGAUACCUCGUGAUGGAGCUAUAAUCGCUUUACAAAAAUUCUUAUACAAACAUGGAGAAAAUCGUCGAAUUCACGGAAUGACAAUCGAUACUAUAACGCGACUUGCUCGUCUAGUUUUAGAUACAAAUUGUUUCGUCUACGAAAAGAAAUAUUAUCAACAAAUUCGUGGUGGGGCUAUGGGAUCACCAUUUACUAUGACAUUAGCUAAUAUCUAUAUGUGGGAUUAG
Messenger RNA from Rotaria sordida, 2544 nucleotides. The record is from the annotation of a GenBank genome assembly. NCBI's taxonomy places the organism in Eukaryota, Metazoa, Rotifera, Eurotatoria, Philodinida, Philodinidae.